AUGAUGACUUCUCUCGAGCUGCGUUGUGCCACGUGGAACUCCGCGCAACGUCACUUCCCCGUGUCCGCGAAUUCGUCCGUCUCAUCUCUAUCGCCACCAGUCGCGCUUGCCCCUCGCGUAUCACAGCGCUUGGUAGCGACAAGGAGUUGCGAAUCUGGCAUUCGAAGCAGCUUCUAUGGCGGCGACAGAAUCAGACUAAGCAGUCUGCCUGCCUGUCAUGUCGUCGGUAGGAAGGCUCGCAGGGCGGUGCGGCCAGUGUCCGCAGUUGGCGGGGGCGGAUCCGGCGAGAAUGACGCGGACGGGAGCGCGAGGCGGAAGAAGGACGAGAGCAUUCAGCUGUACAGCCGCAUCGAGAGCCUGAUAUCAGAAUCGGCUCGGCAGUCCCAGGGCGCUGACGGGGCAGGGCAGUGGGAGGAGGUGGAGGGUGCAUGGGUGCUGCGGCCGCCAGCCCCCCUGCAGGCGACAGCGGUGGUGCACUUCAUAGGGGGGGCGUUCGUGGGCGCGUCUCCUCAGCUCACCUACCGCCUCUUCCUCUCCACGCUGGCACAGAGGGGGCUGAUGGUGGUGGCAACACCAUACGCCAGUGGCUUCGACCAUCUGAGGAUCGCCGACGAGGCGCAGUUUAGAUUCGACCGCUGCAUGCGCUCGCUGUCCCUUAAAGCCCAGCCGCCCAAUGACCCCAUGGACCUGCCAGUGUACGGCGUGGGGCACUCCAUGGGGGCUCUUGUUCACCUCCUCAUUGGUGCUCGCUACGCCGUGGAGAGAGCUGGAAACGUCUUUAUUUCCUUCAACAACAAGGAAGCGAGUGCGGCCAUACCGCUGUUCUCGCCGGUCAUCAUGCCCAUGGCGCAGAGCCUGGGUCCCAUUCUCACGCAGCUUCUCAACAACCCCACCCUCAAACUCGGGGCUGACGUGGCAGUGAAGCAGCUGAGGGAUUUGAACGCACCAAUGGUGGCGCAGCUGCUGCCGCUGCUGGAGCAGCUCCCCCCGCUCUACCGCGACCUCUCUGAUGGCCGCGAUCAGUUCACACCUGCACCAGCUGAGACCCGCCGCCUGGCCCAGACGUACUACGGGGUGCGGCGCAACCUGCUGGUGCGCUUUAAGGAUGAUACAAUCGACGAGACUGCUGACCUGGCGGACACGCUGGCAGCGGGCAGCGCUGUGUCAGCAUGCCUGGACCUCGCCAUGCGGACACUGCCAGGCGACCACGUGCGCCCGCUGCGCCAGGUGGUUCCCGAGAUUCCGCAGACUGUUGCUGACGUGGUCUCGCGAGGCAGCUCCCUGCUCGCCUCCAUGACAGCUGGCACGCCGCUCGCUGACCUGGCGCGCGGCGUCAGCGACACGCUGACGGGGGCGGUGGGGCUGGGGAGCGAGGGGGAGAGCAUGGGAGGGGGGUUGGGAGGGAUGCAGCGCGAUGUGAGGGAGGACAUGGAGCAGCUGGUGGAUGAGCUUGUGCCAUUCCUGGCCGUCAUGUCUCGCGCCACGGACUCGGACCCGCAAACGUCGUCGUUACCGUCAAUAUCACAGUCAGCGCAACCUGCGGAGGCUCCUUCAAUCAAAUCCCCAUCCCCAUCUGCCGCACCAGUGCCGUUUGAUCAAUGGGUCGGCAAUUUCGAUGCUGACGUGGCCGCGUCCCUCCCAAGUACAGGGAUCGACAUCGCGGAGAUUGUACGCGAUAGAGGCAUCUCCAAGGCUGUAGAUGUGCCUUACUUCGAUCUGCCCGAGAGGGUGAUCAAGUCAGCAUCUGAUUGGUUGGCGACGCAGGGCAGUAACGACCUGGCAGCAGUGGCAGCUUUGCUCAUCCACGUGGCACUGCAUGAUAGGCCGCCCAGCGACCGCGCGACCAUCUCCAAGGACGCAGCUCUCUCGCUGCUCGCCAUUCUCCUCCGCGCGCGACCGGCCACUCUCCAGCAAGUGCCCGACGCGCUGCUGCCGCCCAUAAAAGACAAACGAAGGCCGUCCAGUGUCCAGCCGUUGCCGCCCAAGAACUCCCAGCAGCCGCCCACCAAGGAUGGUGCUUCAGCAGGCAGCCACGUGGCAGAGGGGGAUAGGCUGGCAAUUCUUGCAUGGAUUUACGGUCAGGCAGCGCGGGCGGACAGGGUGGCGGGCAUGUCGCUCUUCAUCCACUGCCUGCUGCCACCUGCCAUCCAUCCGGCCGCCUCCCCCACCACCACGCAUCUCGCCCUCACCUUCCUCGAGGAGGUGGUGUUGGAGAACCGCAGGAAGGCCUACGCGGAGCUGCACAGGGGCGCUGUGAGGGGCGGGCUGCGCCUUGUGCCGCCUGAGGCGCUGCGCUCGUUCCUGCUGGCCGCCUUCCCUGCCAAGGGCGACUGCACCGAGUUCACCCCGCGCUUCGCCCACGCAUACCUGAUAGUGAAGCAGCUGGCGCUGGUGAAGGGCGCGGUCGCGGGGGACUUUGGGGAUUCUGACGCCGCCUCACAGGCCGCCCUUGCCCGGGCCAGGUCUAGCCAGGAAGCUGCGGAGAAGCUGCUUCCCCUCAUGUUUGAGGCUGCACGAGAGGGGUCAGAGGAGGCAAGGGAGGAGGCGGGUGCCAUCAUGCUGUGGUGCCUCAUUGAGAAUCCUGCCUGCUACUCCCAAUGGGAGCGGCUGCACAGCGGCGCACUGGACACGUCACGCCACAUGCUGGGCGGCAUGGAGCGGCGGUGGGAUGAGGUGAAGCUGCAGCUCGCCCCCUAUGCGCCCCUCAGAGCCUUCCUGCUCGCCAUCCGCCGACAGCACGCACAAGCCCUCAGAGCUCUCGACCAAUCACAGGUGGAGGAGAGGGCCACCAUCCGCCAGACAGACGCCGUGGCAAGGAAGCUUCAGAAAAAGAUCUCUCGGGUACCUGGGUGUCUAGCCACAGUGGCCACUUUAAUAGCCUCUGCAGCCAUGGUGUACACUUUCUAUUGGCUCAGCCCGGGGAAGAACCCGUGGGGGUGGGAUGUUGCGCUAAGCCCCACCGUUUUCGCACACCUCGCCUCCCUCUUCGCAUCCCACAACGCCGCCAUGGCGAAGAAUCCCGCAGCUGCUCCGUCGCCCAGCGGCACCGCUAACCCUAAUCCUGUCGGCACUGCGAAUCCCGUCGCUGGGGCCCGCACCAACGCCAGCGCGGACGGAGUCUGCUCUGCCGGCGGAAGCGGCGUGGCGCGGAACGAGCGGAAGGAGCGGAGGGAGCGGAUAGAGUCGCUGGGAUGGCUAACGGAAUCGGCGCUGAUGCCGAAGAAGCAGCGCGUGAUCGAGGGCGUGAGCGCGGGCAGCCUGGUGUCGCUGCGCGCCGAGCUGUACAAGAGCCAGGAGGACGCCAAGCGCGCCAAGGAGGAGGGCGGCGGGGAGCCGCGGGUUAGGCGCGCGGGAGGCGGAGCGGAAGGGGGCCCCGGAGACCUGUUUGGGGGGAGAAAUGCUGGGGUUGAAGAACGUGCGCAUAGGGACGCGCUGCAGUGGAAGGCGGAGAGGGACGUUGCAGGGCAUCUGGAGCGCAAGGCAGCAAUCUAUGCGCGCCUGGCCAGAGGGGAGCGCGCCGAAGGGGAGGGCGCGCAGGGGGAGGGGGCGGAUUGGGCGGGCGUGGAGGAGAAGUACAGCGUUGACUUCCUCAGGCGGGGGACCUUGGAGGAGGAGAAGCAGGAGAUGGAGCGCGAGAGGCGGGGAGAGGCGGCGCUGCUGCUGGGGGGCGCAGAGGGGGAUGGAGGAGAGGGGGGACGGGAUGGGGGCGGAGGGGCAAUUGUGGUUGCUGGAGGGGGAAUGCCGUCGACACAAAGGGAGCUGAUCAGGGAGGUGAUUGAGGAGACGCGGACAGCACGGGAGAGAGCAGCGCUGCUGAAGGCCAAGAGGCAGCAGCAGGCGGAGCAGAAGAGGGAGAAGCUUCGUGCUGCCUUCCUCAAGCAGCAGCUGCUGAAGGAAAAGGCAAAGAAAAAGGAUCCAAAACUGGCAGGAGGGAAGAAUGGGGGUGGGGAAGGACACUGA
Molecule: messenger RNA, 3960 nt
Organism: Closterium sp. Yama58-4
Lineage: Eukaryota; Viridiplantae; Streptophyta; Zygnematophyceae; Desmidiales; Closteriaceae
Source: the annotation of a GenBank genome assembly